This is a messenger RNA of Symbiodinium sp. CCMP2592, 2946 nucleotides long. Lineage: Eukaryota; Dinophyceae; Suessiales; Symbiodiniaceae. The record is from the annotation of a GenBank genome assembly.
AUGGCCAGCCAUGACAGAAUAGCGGACCGUCUCCUCAUGUUUUUGCAGGAACGAGGUGGCGUCGUCUCCUCCACGGACAUAGGCGGGAAGUACCAGAUACCCAACACGUCGAUUGCCAAUCUGCGGAGCUUUUGCGAGACGAUGCCGGAGCACUUCAGCAUAUUGGAUCCGGGGAAGGGACCCUGGAGAAUACUCCUGGCAAGCUUGGAGCAGGAUGCCCUCACAGAGCUCAUCCGAUUCAUUGCUGCUCGGGGAGGUUCGAUUGGAAUUGGCGACGUGGCCGAGUUUCACCACCAUUUCCCGGCUCUCUCGGAAGCUGUCUUUGACCACGGGCGCACGUUCCGCCAGUUCUGCGAGAAGCAUCGGGCGUUUCUGAUGUUGGAGGACAGCCCGCAUGGAGGAGCCUGGAGCCUCUGUCUCACGGGCAUGGCGACUUGGCCCCCUCGUCUCCCAUCGUCCACGCAAGCCCCUUUGACUGCCCAGUUCGGGUAUCCGGGGCAGCACAGCGCACCAACGCACGGGCCCUGGCUGCGAUCCGAACCAAUGCAGCCCGGGCUGCAAUCGCCAACACAGACAGUACAACCCGAGUCAACGAGCGUGGCUGUGGCCCGGAACCAGAUGCGGGAGGACGGAUCGCCACCGACGACGUCCCAACCUUCGGGCACCACCUCAGGACUAGUUGCUCGAGAUGAAGACGUCGAGAGCAGCUCGGAGUGCGGCGACACGCCUGUGCCGGGAACUGUUGAGCUGAAAGUAAGCGAAAUCCGCUGGGCGCAUGACUCAAUCAAGGUUCGCUUUCGAAAUGGCAUGCUGCUGGUGGACACGCUGAAGGAGCUUCUUGAUGGGAGGCUAAAGCCACACCAGCUGCCCCCCUUUGCUGUCUGGCAGCGGGGAUGCACAUGGUUCGCCAUUACUGGCAAUCGGCGCCUUUGGGUGCUGCGGGAGCUGGCAGCGGUCAAAGGAGCGGAGGUGGUCGUGAGAGCUCGGCAGCUGGAUCCUGGAGUGCACCUGUCGCCUUGGUUUCACUGCAUGUUCAGCACGGGCUGCGACGGGGUCAAGGUGCAGUUCCGUGCAAAGGGGGUUUAUCCCAGCAUGCAGAUUGCCCUUGGGUCGUGCCGGAGUUUGCCUACCUUGAGAGAGCUGCUAGUGGCUAAGCAGCUCCACGAGUCGUCGGGUCCGGUUGCACUCGAAGUUCUUGAGCGGAGAUUCGCCGGGAAGUUUUCAGUUGCGGAGGUCGUCCUCUCCAAGCCCAGCUUCUUCACGGUGACUUCGGGCCAAGUCGCCUUUACGCGGCCGCUGAAUCUUCGAGCGCCGGCCCUCGCCACGCCGAACGCUCCUGCGCCAACGCCGCCAGUGGCGAACUCGGCUCCCAAGGCGCAUGGCAUGCCGCCUGCGCGCCCGAUAUUGAUGUCAGCGGCACCACCCAAGGCUCCGGCAUGCUCCAACAGCUCCUCUUCGCAGGAUCCCUGGUCCAGUGGCAAAGAUCCCUGGAGCCAGCACUUGGAGGAACAGCGGGCGAAAGCCCCGCCGCUGUUUAGCCCUUCGGGCGCAGGAGACGAAGAUCCCGGGGCAGAUGGGAAAUACCCCUGGACGGCGGCCUCCGCGUCCUCUUCUGCACCCAGAUAUCGAAGCCCACCGCCUCGAAGACCAGAGGGCUCCGAGCCCCAGAUGUUCAGGAUGGACACAGACUCCGAGGGUGAGCCCAGGGCCCCGGCGCGGGCUCCGCCGAAGCCGAAGCCGCCACCGCCACCGGUGCCGAGCUCCUCGGAAGAGUCUGAGGGAGAGCCCAACUCGCCCAAUGCAGCGUGCAGCGACAAGAGAAUCGAAGCGCAGGCAGCCAGUGCCAAGCGCUCUGUAAGCGCUCCGGCGUCAAGGGUUGCUGAAGGUGUGCUUCGGCCACCUGCCAAGGGGCAACAGUCGCCGCAACCGCCUCCUCUGAGAUUGCCACAGCUGUCGCCGAAUCCAGGACAAGGGCAGCGCUGCAUCUGCAACCUGGGAGGCUUGCUUUCGAAGAUGCCCGCAAAGCUCUUGCAGCCCAUGGAAGUGAGCGCCUACGCCAACGUGCUUCACACGUACAAGGCCCAGCGCCUCAUUUUCCAGAGUGGCUGGCCGGUCCAGGUGGCCCUCAGCAAGGGCUGGCUGGAAAGCAGGUUCCUUCCGGAUCUGCGCCUGACCCAGGAAGAUCUGACGGAGAUAGUCCAGCGUCUUGAUCUCCAGGAGGACAGCUGCGACACUCAGCUGAUCCCUGGGACGCUGCACUUUGCCAGCCUUUGCUACGUUGGUGCGCGGCUCGAAUCUGUGGCUCUGCACUUCACAAGGCUGCUCCCAGGGGUGACCCUGCCCAUUCGGGCAAGCUUUUCGGCUCCUCUUUGCUCGGUGCUGCUGCUGGGUCCCAGCAGCUGCGGCAAGACGACAGCCUUGCGGGAUGCAGCGGCGGCUCUCUGCGAGAGCGCGCAGGUAGUGAUCAUUGACUUCUUGGCAGAGCUCAGUGCCUGGAGCUUCUGUCGAGCUCGAACCGUCCUGCCCGAGGAACCGGCAGAUCCCUUGGCGUCCGUCCGGAGUGUGAUCCAAAACGAGCGCCCUGAGGUUCUGAUCGCGGAGUUUGUGGAUGGGGAUGCUUGCAUCCAAAGUGCGCAGCUGUGUUUCGAGGCGGGUGUGCGCCUUGUGGCGUCCUUGCGGAAUUCCAUUGGGGGCCUCACCGACUCCUUCCUCCGUUGCGACAAUGGACUCCCCGGCUGCUUUGCGUUUCCCUUUGCCACCGUGGUGCUUCUGAGACGGCAGCUGGAUGCCUGGCACAUCUUCUCGCCGGCGGGACAUGCUGUAUGUGCCAUGGCUUCUGGGCGGAGGAUGCCCUGCGCCCUUCACCACAUCCCCAACUUCCCGGCUCUGCGCCCGACUGCGAUAUUCACGCUGAAGACCUUGGUCGUCGAAGAAGAGAUGAAUUGA